CUUCCCUUCUCUCUCUUGGAGGAAAAGAAAAGAGAGAAAAAGAAAGAGACCGGAAAGAAGAACGAUCCCCUCCUAAUCUCUCUCCCUCCCUCUGGGCACGGAUCAGUGAACGGUGAUGGCAAAUGAUAAGUUGAAACAUGAACGAGAGCCCCUUGGCUCUACUUCACCAUUACAAAGGAUCAAAGAAAGUGAAAUCUCGGUUCAAAGUAAUGAACCUAAUGAUGUGUCUAACUUCGUGGGGAACCUUAGUAAUAGUAGUGCUGCUGGAGCUGAUGAUAUAACCAUUCCAAGUAUGACGAUGCCGUUUUCACUUUUUCCUUUUGAAGACAUUGAUGGAACGAAUAACCCUUAUGCCAUGGAAAUGCCGCUGACUGAUAUUAAUUGGAUGACUGAUCUCACUCUACCAUUCAGCAACCCUCAGGAUCCAAUGUUUGACUAUGAUUCUGUAUAUGGGAAGGGUAGAAAACCGGUCCAACAUAGGUCAGAUUCAAAUUUUAUCGGUUUGGAUGUGAAGCAAACUCAUCGUCCUCUUGAUUAUUCAAUGCCUCCUGCUAAAGUGGUCAGUGCUAUGUUUGAUGCGGACGUUAAACCUCCUGUUGACAGGAAAUUAGUAACUGCUAAUGGAAACUUUGCUGCAGCCUUAUAUGGUAUACAUCAGAAUGAAGAACUAAAUAGAAAUAUAGGCAGGCCUCAGCUAUUUAGAAAUUUCAUAAGCGAUGGAGUUAGCACCCCUGUGGCAGGCCAUACCAUAGAUGGCUUAGGCAUGGCAAAAAAUAACAAUUUCAUGACAACCAAAGUUCAAGAGGAUUGCCCAGAAAACCUUGAUGUGAGUUUCCUAACCCUGGGGUUUGAGCGGAAGACUGAGGAUUUAUCUAAAUCUAUAAGAUCAGAAACAAAUGUUGCUAAUAAUUUUGGAAGGGAUGCCCUUCCUCAACCAAAUACUUUUCUAUAG
This is a messenger RNA of Malus domestica (apple), 952 nucleotides long. The record is from RefSeq and is a predicted model, not a curated record. Lineage: Eukaryota; Viridiplantae; Streptophyta; Magnoliopsida; Rosales; Rosaceae.